ACAGAGGAAGAAUCAUUUAGAGGCAGAAAAACAGUAGGUUGCUCAGACUUAAAAGUUCCAUUUAUUUACAGACCAAAACCAAAGUUACCCUUCAGCAGAACUAGUGUUGAGAUAGGUUGGCUAUUUAAUGAGGGAUAUAAAUAGUUUAUUUUGUCUUGACAAAACACGCAACUUUCAAGAGUUCUUAACACAGCUACAGCAGAACAAUAUCAGAGGAGAAUUAGUCACCAAGACAAUUCUCAAACAUAAGCAGCAUACAUCUUUCAAACCAAGUUUCUGAGACUCUAAAACUUCCAACAUGGCGGUGUCCUGUCAAAGUCUACCCGAGGUUCGACGCUCCAUCAUCGGCCAGACACUGAUCUUUGCCUCGCUGACUUUACUCCUCUCUUGGUCCUGCCCGGCUCUAGGCAAGAAGAAGCUCUACAUCGGUGCCCUCUUCCCGAUGAGCGGAGGCUGGCCCGGUGGCCAAGCAUGCCUCCCUUCCGCUCAGAUGGCCCUCGACUUGGUGAACAAGAGAACGGAUAUACUGCCGGAGUACGAGCUGGAACUGAUCCACUACGAUAGCAUGUGUGAUCCAGGUGAAGCCACCAAGCUCCUGUAUGACCUGCUCUACACUGAGCCCAUCAAGAUGGUACUGAUGCCCGGCUGCAGCUCUGUGUCCACUUUGGUAGCCGAGGCCGCUCGCAUGUGGAACCUUAUAGUGUUAUCCUAUGGCUCCAGUUCUCCAGCUCUCUCCAACCGUCAGCGCUUCCCGACAUUCUUCCGUACCCACCCGUCUGCCACCCUCCACAACCCCACCAGGGUUCAGCUCUUUCAGAAGUGGAAAUGGACUAAGAUCGCCACCAUCCAACAGACUACGGAAGUCUUCACCUCAACGCUGGAUGAUCUAGAGGCGAGGACCAAAGAGGCCGGGAUAGAGAUCAGCGUUCGCCAAAGCUUCCUCACUGACCCCGCCCCAGCUGUCAAGAAUCUCAAGCGGCAAGAUGCCAGAAUCAUCGUGGGGCUCUUCUACGAGACGGAAGCCAGAAAAGUUUUCUGUGAGGUGUACAAGGAGAAGCUCUAUGGGAAGAAGUAUGUCUGGUUCCUGAUUGGUUGGUACGCAGACAACUGGUUCAAGAUCAAAGACCCGUCAAUCAACUGCACCGUGGAGCAGAUGACGGAGGCGGUGGAGGGUCACGUCACCACGGAGAUCGUCAUGCUCAACCCAGAGACCGUCCGAGGGGCCUCCAAUCUGACGUCUCAGGAGUUUCUGAACCAGCUGAUGUCUAAGUUGGGGGGUAAGAACCCAGAGGAGACGGGGGGGUUCCAGGAGGCCCCUCUGGCCUACGAUGCAGUGUGGGCCCUGGCUCUGGCCCUCAACAAGACCGUGGGGCCCCUGAAGGCCAAGGGCCGGAGGCUGGAAGACUUCAACUACAACAACCGAGAUAUCACCGCUGAGAUCUAUCGUGCCCUCAACACCAGCUCAUUUGAAGGAGUUUCGGGCCAUGUUGUGUUUGAUGCCCAGGGUUCUAGAAUGGCCUGGACUCUUAUUGAGCAGCUCCAAGGAGGCAGCUAUAAGAAGAUUGGAUACUUCGACAGUACUAAAGGCAAUCUAUCCUGGUAUGGGAAUGACAAGUGGAUAGGUCCAGGCCCCCCAGCAGAUCAGACCGUGGUUAUCGAGGUGUUUCGGUUCCUCUCUCAGAAGCUCUUUGUCUCUGUGUCUGUGUUCGCUGGCCUGGGGAUUCUACUGGGAAUAGUGUGUCUCACAUUCAACAUCUACAACAGCAAUGUCAGGUACAUCCAGAACUCCCAGCCCUACCUGAACAACAUGACGGCAGUGGGGUGUAUGAUGGCUCUGGCUGCUGUCUUCCCUCUGGGCCUCGACGGACACCACGUACACAGGAAGCAGUUCCCCGUGGUCUGCCAGUUCCGUCUGUGGCUGCUUGGCCUGGGCUUCAGCCUGGCGUACGGUUCUAUGUUCACGAAGAUCUGGUGGGUCCACACCAUCUUCACCAAGAAGGACGACAAGAAGGAGAAGAGGAAGCAUCUGGAGCCGUGGAAACUCUAUGCCACCGUGGGGGUGCUGCUGGUCAUCGACGUCCUGUCACUCAUGAUCUGGCAAAUAGUGGAUCCUCUACACAUCACUGUGGAGAAGUUUGUGAGAGAGGCCCCUAAAGGAGAUCUGGAUGUUCUGGUCCAACCUCUGCUGGAACACUGCAGCUCAGACAAGAUGAAUACUUGGCUUGGGGUGGUGUAUGGUUAUAAGGGCUUGCUGCUGCUCCUGGGGAUUUUCUUGGCUUAUGAGACCAAGUCAAUAUCAACAGAGAAGAUCAACGACCACCGUGCUGUGGGCAUGGCCAUCUACAACGUCUCAGUGCUGUGUAUGAUCACGGCUCCCGUCACCAUGAUCUUGUCCUCGCAGCAGGACGCCUCGUUUGCCUUCGCCUCCCUGGCCAUCGUCUUCUCCGUCUACAUCACCCUGGUGGUGCUCUUCGUCCCCAAGAUGCGUCGUCUGAUCACCCGAGGGGAGUGGCAGUCAGACACCCAGGAGACCAUGAAGACACAGGGCUCAUCCACCAACAACAACGAUGAGGAGAAGUCCAGACAGCUGGAGAGAGAGAACAAGGAACUACAGAAGAUCAUUCAGGAGAAAGAAGAGAGGGUGUCAGAGCUACGAAACCAGCUGGUGGAGCGACAAGCCCUCCGCUCCCGAAGACGACCCUCCACAGCCAACCAGAACCACAGCACACCCCUUCUCCCCAUCCCCUCGAACAACGACCCCAAAUCCCUCAUCCCCCCACCGGGGUACCCCAACCCCGCCUCAGACAACCACUCCCUCCCUCCAUCAUUCUCCAACUCCUCCAACCUCUAUCAACCCGAUGGCAAGAUCAGUAGAAACAACUGCCACACCAGCCGGCUACAGCUCCUCUACAAGUAGAGCGAGAAGAUCUGAAGGAGAGAUGAGUAAAUGGGGCGCGUGGGGUAAGAGAUGGGGUAGCUUUUAGAGGAAGCGUGAGAACGGAGUGAGCAUCAACACAACAAAUGUGAGUGGGAGUGAGUGAAUGAGUAUGAGUCAGAGAAAGUAUGUUUA
Molecule: messenger RNA, 3070 nt
Organism: Oncorhynchus masou masou (cherry salmon)
Lineage: Eukaryota; Metazoa; Chordata; Actinopteri; Salmoniformes; Salmonidae
Product: gamma-aminobutyric acid type B receptor subunit 1-like
Exons: 18
Coding region: 299-2917 (872 amino acids)
Biological process (GO): G protein-coupled receptor signaling pathway; gamma-aminobutyric acid signaling pathway
Cellular component (GO): membrane; G protein-coupled receptor heterodimeric complex
Molecular function (GO): G protein-coupled GABA receptor activity
Source: RefSeq, a predicted model, not a curated record